UCCUCCCGGGCCGGGCUGCACGCUCCGGGCUCCGGGGCCGAGAGCCUCGGCCCCUGCUCGCCGCCGCUGGCCCCUGCCCCGGAGUAGCCGCGCGCCAGCGGAGUCCCGCGCGGAGCCACAUAAUGGCUUAUUCUGAGGAGCAAGGAGGUGUCCCCUGUGGUUUCAUCCGUCAGAAUUCCAGCAACUCCGUUUCCUUGGACUUUGAGCCCAACACAGAGUAUCGGUUCGUAGAGCAGUUAGAAGAGCGCUACAAAUGUGCCUUCUGCCACUCUGUGCUUCACAACCCCCACCAGACGGGCUGUGGGCACCGCUUCUGCCAGCACUGCAUCCUGUCCCUGAGAGAAUUAAAUGCAGUCCCACUCUGCCCUGUAGAUAAGGAGGUUAUCAAAUCUCAGGAGGUGUUUAAAGACAAUUGCUGCAAAAGGGAAGUCCUCAAUUUGUAUGUAUAUUGCAAAAAUGCUCCUGGAUGUAAUGCCAAGAUUAUUCUGGGACGAUACCAGGACCACCUUCAGCAGUGCCUAUUCCAAGCUGUGCAGUGUUCUAACGAGCACUGUCAGGAAUCAGUCCUUCGGAAAAAUCUGAAAGAGCAUUUGAGUGCAUACUGCCAGUUUCGAGAGGAAAAAUGCCUUUAUUGCAAAAAGGACGUGGUAGUAAUCAAUCUACAGAAUCACGAGGAAAACAUGUGUCCCGAGUACCCAGUAUCUUGUCCCAACAAGUGUUUGCAGAUUAUUCCAAGAACUGAGGUGGAUGAGCACCUUGCUGUGUGUCCUGAAGCUGAACAAGACUGCCCUUUUAAGCAGUACGGCUGUCCUGUCAAGGAUAAGCGGGGGAACCUUCAGGAGCAUGAGCAUUCAGCCUUACGGGACCACAUGCUCCUGGUUUUAGAAAAGAAUCUCCAAUUAGAAAAACAGAUUUCUGACUUACAUAGGAGCCUAGAACGGAAAGAAAGUAAAAUUCAGCAGCUAACGGAAACGGUAAAUAAAUUCGAAAAGGAGUUCAAGCAGUUUGCACAGCUGUUUGGCAAAAAUGGAAGCUUCCUCUCAAACAUCCAGCUUCUUGCGAGUCACCUUGACAAGUCCGCUUGGCUAGAAGCUCAAGUGCGCCAGUUACUACAAAUGGCUAACCAGCAAGAAACUAAAUUUGACCUGAGGGCUUUGAUGGAAGCAAUUGACACAGUGAAACAGAAAAUUACCCUGCUAGAAACCCAUGAUCAAAGAAUAGUUGUUUUGGAAGGAGAGACUAACAAACAUGAUGUCCACAUUAAUAUUCAUAAAGCACAGCUGAAUAAAAAUGAAGAACGAUUUAAACUGCUAGAAGGUGCCUGCUAUAAUGGAAAGCUCAUCUGGAAGGUGACAGACUACAAGAUGAAAAAGAGGGAGGCGCUGGAAGGGCACACGGUAUCCAUCUUCAGCCAGCCUUUCUACACCAGCCGGUGUGGCUACCGGCUCUGUGCUAGAGCAUACCUGAAUGGGGACGGGUCCGGGAAGGGGACGCACCUGUCGCUGUACUUUGUGGUGAUGCGAGGGGAGUUUGACUCACUGUUGCAGUGGCCAUUCAGGCAGAGGGUGACCCUGAUGCUUUUGGACCAGAGUGGCAAAAAGAACCAUAUCAUGGAGACCUUCAAGGCUGACCCCAAUAGCAGCAGCUUUAAAAGACCUGAUGGGGAGAUGAACAUUGCCUCUGGCUGUCCCCGCUUUGUGGCUCAUUCCACUUUGGAGAAUGCCAAGAAUACCUACAUUAAAGAUGACACCCUCUUCCUGAAAGUGGCUGUGGAUUUAACUGACCUGGAGGAUCUCUAGCCACUGUUUCUAGGGUGACAAAAGGACUUCUUGGGUCCAGAACCAUGGAGGAGACACCUUUUAUUAUCAUAUUGACUGAAUUUAGACUCAGUGCACAUUUGUAUUUGGCUUUUUGCCCUCAAUAUUUGAAGUCAGUUAAAGCUUCUUAAGUGCCGUCUUGUUUUUACAUUUUACUCUGUCCCAGUUUGAAACUUAAAACAUUUAGAAUAUCCUCGUGUUAUUUAUAUUUUUAUAUCUCUUAAAAGAUGUUAAAUUUCUUGAAA
Equus quagga is the source of this 2062-nucleotide messenger RNA. It is a transcript of the gene TRAF5, whose product is annotated as TNF receptor associated factor 5. Gene Ontology annotation, biological process: positive regulation of JNK cascade; protein K63-linked ubiquitination; positive regulation of canonical NF-kappaB signal transduction. The record is from RefSeq and is a predicted model, not a curated record. Gene Ontology annotation, cellular component: plasma membrane signaling receptor complex. The coding region runs from base 123 to 1799 and encodes 558 amino acids. NCBI's taxonomy places the organism in Eukaryota, Metazoa, Chordata, Mammalia, Perissodactyla, Equidae. Gene Ontology annotation, molecular function: zinc ion binding; tumor necrosis factor receptor binding; thioesterase binding. The transcript is spliced from 11 exons.